AUGAAAUUGCGCGGCGACCCAUGGUUGAGAAGCGAGAAGCAUGCCGAACUGGGAACAGAGAUUUUACUGCCCUGCGUCCUGAAAUCACCGCAAUGUGAGGGUCUGCAUAGCAUCAAGUGGUACCGCGGACCCACGAGGAUUUUCAUUUUCAGCGAGGAUGCUGGGAUUAUACGCGGCAAUAACGACCUCGCUGCCAGGGCGGACAUAGAAUAUUCAUCGAAUUCAACGAAAACAUACUUGAGGAUACCUGAGGUUCAACUGGGAGACGAGGGUUUGUACAAGUGUGAAGCUACGUAUCUGGCGGUCAACCGCGAGUGCAACAACGUGCAGCAUAUUAUCCUUAACGUUACAGUGCAACCAGCGUUUAUACGUGUCGUCGAUGAAAAUACAAAAAACACUCUGAGCACCGGCGCCAUUUUAGGACCUAUAAACGAAGGUUCGACGAUAUCUUUGUAUUGCGGAAGUGGAGAAGGAAAACCUGUACCUAUAGUCGAAUGGUAUAAGGAUGAUCAGCUUCUUGACGCGACGAGCUCGACCAUCGUUACUGAUACCGGAAUAGGUACCGGCAGUAGUUUACUGGAGAUGCAAAUUACACGAGAAGAGUUAGGCGCAACGUUCACGUGUAAAGUCAACAGUAUUGCUCUCGUGGAGCCACUCACGGUUGAUAUUAAACCAGACAUACAUGUACGCCCCCUGAAGAUGGAAUUGAAUGGAGUGGUUGGCCAUGUCGUGCAAGGAACGAAGAUUUUAUUGCAAUGUACAGUACAAGCCGCAAGACCAGCCGCCAAUGUAACGUGGAGAAAUGGAACACAACUCUUAUCCGAGGACAACGAGAGAUUCGAAAUGUUUGAAACGAAAAUACAAGAAAAUGAUGAUAGUACAUUCGACACGAUAAGUUAUCUCGUAUUUACAGCAACGAUAUACGACAAUAACAGAACAUUCAAGUGUUACGCCGACAAUUCUGUCACUCGUAUCGAAGAUUUUAAACCAAUGAAAGAAGCAACGACGAUCGAAGUAUUAUAUCCGCCAGUAGUCAAAAUAAAGCCAAAUAACUUAACAGUUAAUGAGACAGAUGACUUUAUAAUAUUCUGCGACUAUGAGGCAAAUCCGGCUACGCUAUUAAAAGUAACAUGGCUACGAGACGACGACGAAUUAGUGUUAAACGAAGAACAUUACGAUGGUGGAAUCACGGAACAAACAGCGCUCACAGUGAAAAACGCGACUUCUAGCGACAUGGGUUCUUACAAAUGCAUCCUGGAAAACCACGUUGGCUCAUCCGUUUCCGAGGACGCCGUGGAAGUUUCAGUCUUUUACAAGCCGGUGGUGGAGGUGAUAAUGGAUCCGGAAACACCUGUGAACGAGGCAGAUCGUCAGAAUGUUUCGUUAACGUGCGAGAUCGACGUCGGUAACCCACACAUACUGACAGCUGUUCGUUGGUAUUUGGACGGAGAUCUAUUGAAAGAACUUCCCGAUUGUCCGAGAAACAGCACGGCAUCCUCCGAGGAAUCGUUGACAUUCUGUGACAUCGACCCCAGCAAACUACUACUGGAAUCUGUUGGCCGCACCUUCCAUGGCAACUAUUCCUGCGAGGGGAAAAACGAGGCCGGUUGGGGACCGAUCUCUCCGAGCAUGCCUGUCAUAGUUUAUUAUAAGCCCGGCGCGGCAUCGAUAACGUACGAACCUCGGCAAGUGGUGAAGAAACAAGCGUUAUCCAUCACUUGCUUUGUUUUGGAUCCCGGCCGACCGAGGGUGUCGGGCUUCAAGUGGCUGCGCGGCUCGCACCGGCUUCCAGACGAGAACGAAGCCACGCUCUUCAUCGAGUCAGUUAAUUUGGAAACCGAGACAAAUUUCACGUGUCUGGCUUACAACGAGGCUGGCGACGGAGAGCCGGCCACAACAUUUAUCGAUGUUUCUGCGGCCCCGACGUUCAUUAAGAAGCUGCACUCGUAUCGCGGUUACGUCUACAACUCACCUAACGUGAGCAUCAUGUGUUGGGUCGAAUGCGCCCCGAUCUGCAAUAUUUCCUGGCUGAGGGAUGACAUUCCCAUGGACUUCACGAGAAUGAAUCGAUACUACGUGUCGAACGUUUAUCAUCCGCCUGACCCAAGAACCAACGACUUCGAGAGCAUCCAAUCGACUCUCAUAUGGAAUCUGACGGUCUGGCCGAACGGUCAGCUCGACCGUGCCGAAGAUAACGUCAAAUUCACCUGCAAGAGUAGCAGCAACAGGAUUGGCCCGGGUGUGGAGAGUAGUACUCACUUUCAUGUCGAGUUUCCUCCGGAAGAUAUCACAAUAUCGAAGAAGAUAAUUAACGUGGUAGUGGAUACAGUACCGGAAACCGUCGAGUGCGAUGCGCAGGCACGUCCGAAACCGAACUUCCGUUGGUUCCGCGAAGGAUCCACCGAUACUAUUAUGGAAGGCCACGUGCUUGACUUGAAAAUGCCAGUACCACGACGUAGCAACGGCACUUACUACUGUGAGGCGUUCAAUCGUCAUGGUUCUUUGAAUAUCUCAAUGAUCAUGAAUGUGCAAUUUAAACCAGAAUGUCACAUAGAGAAAGAACGAUUUGGGGGCCAUGACUACGUCGUUUGCUCAGCCGUCGCCAAUCCGAAAGAGACAGAUUUCACUUGGUCGCUGAAGAAUGAAAACGACACACUGGAGCACGUCCCGGUAAUACGAAAUGGAAGAAGUUACAUGCUCCUCGAUACCUCGGUCACUAACUUCCGAACAUACGUGUGUGUGGCGAACAACACAAUUGGCCAUUCCGCAGCGUGUGAACGCGACAUACCAGUCCACCAUGGAACUAAACGUCAUAUACCUUGGUGGCAUCAAUUGGAGGGUAAUCUGCUACUGAUUAUUAUCAUAGUAGCGGUGGUCAUGAUACUAGUCCUAAUACUAAUCUGCGUGGCCAUUUUCAUCGUCUGCCGGAAACGCGGCGAAAUGAAAUACAGUACUCGGGUGGUCGAACUGGAGGAACGCGAACAUCCAGACGGUGGACCGCCCAGUCCGACGGUAUCCUCGCAUUCGGUACAAAGCCCGACGCAGCCGACACCGGCGCCGAGGUGGCCCUUAAAACCGGGUGUCCUGGUGCACAUCAAUCGAACUCACAGUCUGCGAUCCGGCCUGAGCGUUCGCGCGAACGAGGCUAAUCUACGUAACGAACUCGUGAGCAAACAUAACGACGAGCCGCUUAGGCAAAGGUUCCUGGACGAGACGUCAUCAAUCGGCCGUAAUCCGGCGCGGACAGUAUUCCGCCGUGGUAGGAAAGAUCAGACCGCGCAGAGAACAACCAGCAUGACCAGUCUGCACGAGGACGGUAUGCUCGCCCGGGCUAACAAGAUAAAAGCUAUGUUUGGCGUACAGCUCAAAGAACAGACCACCUUACCCGGUAUAUCCAGAGAAAAGACAGCCGUGACUUACAAGAGAAUUGUGCCGCGACAGCGGAUAUUGCACGGCAUGGAACCGCCCUACGAGCCAAACCGUGGUAAUGUGUCCCGUAAGCGAAAAAAACCCGGGGCAGAUCCCAAUCAAGCCGCGAAUAACAAUCACGUGAACAGCGUGUCGGAAGUACUUCCCGACUCCGGGACAAAGACAUUCUACGAAAAUUUACCUUUCCAUGGGAUCCAAGCGCCACCUAAUAAGUUGGUUACUCCUAAGUUUGUCCGAGUUUCGGCUUUGCAUGGCACAUUGCAUUCCAUCACAACCUCGCCGUGCUCCUCACGGCCGCCCAGCAGAGCUGUCAGCCUCUGCGACGGCAGUUCCGGGUACGAGUCGACCAUGAGCCACCUAGGGCCGCACUACAACGUCUACAACGUGCCCAGGAGCAAUUCGCCGGUGCUUAAGUACAACACUCUGAAGCCGCGACGGCGCAAACAGAAGCACUCGCAGCAGUUCUACUCGUUGCGGCUGUGCCGCCGGCACGAGAAUAUCCGCAGGAAGUACGAGCUGUACGCGAUACCGAUCUAUAAGACGUGCCCGCACAGGAGCGACAGUACGACCACGAUCGCGACGAUCGUUCGGUCGACGGAGGAUCCGCCGUCCCUGACCCUGAGCCAGGGAUCGAUCAGCCUAAUGAGCCGAUCGGCGCCGUCGACACCUGUACCGUCGUCGCCGACGACGCCGCCGAUACCAGCUCCGAGGACAUCCAGAAAAACCGACCCGUCCAAACACACCUAUCAAAAUGUUCCUCCCCCCGUUUUUCCGCUGAAAAACGCUUCGUUGCCUAAGCUUAAGACCGACAGCCUAUACAACUACAAAGAACACUACCAGCAGCAGCAUCGGCAGGAGAUGCAGCAGUACAGCUACCCCUUACCGAGCAACAGUUCGAACCAACUAACACUGCCACUAACGCGCAGCCUCUACCAUUCCUCGAUAGUUAGUCCCCUGCAGACCUCCCUCGCCCACACUAACAACAGCCGGCCGUCCACCCUGAUGCACCAUGAGGCCGCCCCUAUCGGCAAUCACCCGCCCGCGGUGCAUCGGGACGAGGAACAAGAACAAGAACAGCAGCAGCAGCAGCAGCAGCAGCAGCAGCAGCAGCAGCAAUCAAAUUACGGCAAUCACGAUGCGAGACAAUCAUCAUCGCGUCGACACGCGACGAAUCGGCGGAACGAACGUAAUCGGAAGUACCGGAAGCAGGAGCGAACGUCGAGCGAUCGAAGCAAAUCGAAGCAGAAUCGACAGAGAGACAGAGAUGCUCUGCCACGACGUAGUAACGCUUCCUUCGUCGAUUCACCCGAUUACGAGACCGGUUUCCAUCAGAUCCCAGAUCUGGGCGUAUCCGAGACGACGUACAAGAUCUCGUAUCCGCAUUACUACGAAGAUGACAUUCCGGAUUACUCCACCGACUGUCAGAGGCCAAACUCGACGACAGCGCGUCAACAACAGCAGCAGCAACAGCAGCAGCAACCGUGGGACUGCCAGUCAAAUCGCUACGGCAGCAAUAAUACAUCUCAGCUCACAACGAACGUGGGUGACACGAAAAAUCGCAGCAAAAUGUCGAAGACAAGGUUUGGCGACACCCGCAACGUACCGUCCGCACCCACGAUAAUGCAGUACGCCGAGCUUCACUUCCGGGAUGUCGGUCAAGAGAUCGAUGUCUAAAGCCCUUCAAGCCAGAAUUUUCGGAUCUCGAUUAUGCGGAUGUGGACUACAAGUCGUACGGGCCGAUUAACUAU
Molecule: messenger RNA, 5177 nt
Organism: Pogonomyrmex barbatus (red harvester ant)
Lineage: Eukaryota; Metazoa; Arthropoda; Insecta; Hymenoptera; Formicidae
Gene: nrm
Product: neuromusculin
Source: RefSeq, a predicted model, not a curated record